AUGGUGCUCCUCAUCGACAAGCCGAAGGGCUGGACGUCCUUCGACGUCGUCGGCAAGACCCGGUGGCUGUCGCGGCGGAUGGGGAGCAAAAAAGUCGGGCACUGCGGGACGCUCGACCCAAACGCCACCGGCUUGCUCAUCCUCUGCGUCGGUAAAGCCACGAAGAUGGUGGACUCGUUCACGGGGAUGGACAAGGUGUACACCGGGACGAUGAAGCUGGGGGAGGGGACGCCGUCGCAGGACUGCUGCGAGGAGGUGGACGAGCGUCUGCCGUGGGAGCACGUGAGCGACGCCGACUUGGCGGCGGGCGCCAAAGCCAUGGAAGGGGACAUCAAGCAGAUACCCCCGAUGUUCAGCGCGAUCAAGGUGAAGGGCGAGCGGUUGUACAAGGCGGCGCGCAGGGGCGAGACCGUGGAGCGCAAGGAGCGCGCGUGCACCAUCAACAGCUUCGAGGUGUGGAGGGACAAAGUCGACUCGCAACUGGCGCACUUUCGCGUGGACUGCAGCAAGGGCACGUACGUGCGGACGCUGGCGCACGACCUGGGACGAAACCUGGGCACCGUCGCGCAUCUCACCGAGCUGAGACGGGAGAGCAUAGGGGAACACAGCGUGGAGGACGCGUGGACGGUGGAGUCGCUGUUCGAGGCGUGCGAGCCGCAGGUGAACGCGUUUGUCGCCUCGAAACAAAUGUAA
This is a messenger RNA of Micromonas commoda, 693 nucleotides long. RefSeq lists its product with no specific name. Gene Ontology annotation, molecular function: RNA binding; pseudouridine synthase activity. Gene Ontology annotation, cellular component: mitochondrion. Bases 1 to 693 code for a protein of 230 amino acids. The transcript has a single exon. Gene Ontology annotation, biological process: tRNA modification; mRNA pseudouridine synthesis. Lineage: Eukaryota; Viridiplantae; Chlorophyta; Mamiellophyceae; Mamiellales; Mamiellaceae. The record is from RefSeq and is a predicted model, not a curated record.